GUGGUAAAAGCCAUUUUGUUAUGUUAGCUAUGUGGCUAGCGCCACUUCUCUAGCAAGUAGCUGCCUAACGAUGGAUACUUUGAGAUUGAUUAUUGCUUUUAAUUUGUUUCACACGUGGAAGUCAGAGAAGUAUAACAUUUAAUGCUUGUCUAAUUUUAAUAUGGGACGUGAAAUGACGAGGUGGACGUACUCAAUCUUUUGUUUCGCGGAUAAUUUCGCUAGCUAACGUAACGCGUCUGGCUAUUUGAUUUACGAAAUAUAAUUUCCAGUUCGGUUUAUCGAAAAGUUUCCUUGUUUUAUUGAUUAGGUCUUGGUAUCGGCUUUUGUGUCAGCAAGGAAUCUGAAUGUUAGUACUACAUCCUGAAUUAUUUUAAGAAACAUACUCAGAGAGUUGUAUAAUCCAUAUUUAGACGCAUUUGAAGGGACUCAUAAGUGCCGCUGACAGGCUAACGUUAGCCAUCGACAGUACGAACACUUCACAACAACGGCCCUCCUGUUCAUUACCUAUAAUGGCAGAAGACAUAAGACAGGACAAGAAAGCAAACUUCUCUGCUCUAACCGAGCACAACAACAACGGGGUGACAAGGACUUCUGGCCUGGCCUCCAACAAAACGGGCGCUUCCAAGAAAUUAGUUAUUAAAAAUUUCAAAGACAGGCCGAAGCUAGCGGAGACAUACACUGAAGACACCUGGUUAAAGCUGAGGGAUGCCGUAGGUGCCAUUCAAAACAGCACCUCAAUCAAGUACAACCUGGAGGAACUUUACCAGGCGGUGGAGAACCUGUGCUCGUAUAAAGUCUCCCCCACGUUGUACAAGCAGCUCCGACAGCUCUGUGAAGAACAUGUUCAAGCGCAGAUCCACCAGUUCAGGGAAGAGUCGCUGGACAGCCUGUCCUUCCUGAAGAGAAUGAACCGCUGCUGGCAGGACCACUGUAGACAAACGAUCAUGAUCCGGAGUAUCUUCCUCUUCUUGGAUAGGACCUACGUGCUUCAGAACUCGCUACUUCCCUCCAUCUGGGAUACCGGGCUGGAGCUUUUCCGGACCCACAUCGUGAGCGACGGCGCAGUUCAGAAGCGCACGGUGGACGGCAUCUUGGAGCAGAUCGAACGUGAACGCAACGGGGAAACUGUGGACCGCAGCCUCCUCCGGAGCCUCUUGGGCAUGCUCUCUGACCUGCAGGUUUAUAAGGAGUCGUUUGAGGAGCGUUUUCUGACCGAUACCAACAGGCUGUAUGCUGCUGAGGGACAGAGACUGAUGCAGGAACGAGAUGUGCCGGAGUACCUCCAUCACGUGGCGCGUCGGUUGGAGGAGGAGAACGACAGAGUCAUCAGCUACCUCGACCAGAGCACUCAGAAGCCCCUCAUAUCUAAUGUAGAAAAGCAGCUGCUUGGGGAGCACAUGGCGGCUAUAUUACAGAAAGGUCUCAGCAUCUUGCUGGAUGGGAACCGUGUGACAGAACUCGCUCUGCUCUAUCAGCUCUUCAGUAAAGUCAAAGGAGGACUUCCCACUCUGCUGCAACACUGGAGGGAUUAUAUUAAGAGUUUUGGUGGGGAGAUUGUGGGCACCCCAGAGAAAGACAAAGACAUGGUUCAAGAUCUGCUGGACUUCAAGGAUAAGAUGGACAACGUUACCCAGGGCUGCUUCAACAGGAACGAGAGCUUCAUCAACGCCAUGAAGGAGGCCUUCGAAGCCUUCAUUAACAAGAGACCCAACAAACCUGCAGAACUUAUUGCGAAGUACGUGGACUCUAAACUGAGGGCGGGGAACAAGGAGGCCACAGAGGAGGAGCUGGAGAGGAUCCUGGACAAGAUCAUGAUCAUCUUUCGGUUCAUCCACGGGAAGGAUGUUUUCGAGGCCUUCUAUAAGAAGGAUCUGGCGAAACGCCUGCUGGUAGGGAAGAGUGCCUCCGUGGACGCCGAGAAGUCCAUGUUGUCCAAACUGAAACACGAGUGUGGAGCUGCAUUCACCAGUAAACUGGAGGGCAUGUUUAAGGACAUGGAGCUCUCCAAAGAUGUCAUGAUUCAGUUCAAACAGUACACCCAGAACCAGAGUGAGCCCAGUCAGAUAGAGCUCACAGUCAACAUCCUAACCAUGGGCUACUGGCCCACAUACACUCCUAUGGAGGUCCAUCUGCCCCCAGAGAUGGUGAAACUCCAGGAGGUAUUCAAGCUUUUCUAUCUGGGGAAACACAGCGGGAGGAAACUGCAGUGGCAGCCGACUCUGGGCCACGCUGUUCUGAGGACGGAGUUUAAAGAGGGCAAGAAGGAACUACAGGUUUCUCUGUUCCAGACCUUGGUCUUGCUCAUGUUCAACGAGGCGGAGGAGUUCAGCGUGGAGGAGAUCAAGUCCGCUACAGGAAUAGAGGAGGGCGAGUUGAGGCGUACCCUACAGUCUCUGGCCUGUGGCAAGGCGCGCGUCCUCAAUAAGAACCCCAGGGGGAAGGACGUGGAGGACGGAGACCGAUUCAACUUCAACAACGAAUUCAGACACAAACUGUUCCGCAUCAAGAUCAACCAGAUCCAGAUGAAGGAGACGGUUGAGGAGCAGGUGAGCACCACAGAACGGGUGUUCCAGGACCGGCAGUACCAGAUCGAUGCGGCCGUCGUCCGCAUCAUGAAGAUGAGGAAGACCCUGAGUCACAACCUGCUGGUGUCAGAACUGUACAACCAGCUCAAGUUCCCUGUGAAGCCUGGAGAUCUGAAGAAGCGGAUCGAGUCGCUGAUCGACCGGGACUACAUGGAGCGGGACAAGGAGAGUCCUAACCAAUAUCACUAUGUGGCCUGAUCGGAGCCUGGGGGGGCCCAGCUAGUCAGAACCAGCUGCCCCAGAUACAGCCCCCGCCCGCCCCGUUCCCGUCCCCACACCUGACGCCCUGCCCCUGGGCCUCCAGGGCCCACCACGGAGAGGGCCAGCCUGGGGAUGCCAGAGCCCCGCCGAGUCCUGCACACCACAUCUCAGCCAGCGCCCUCCUCAGGGAGACUCGGAGCGGGGCUGGAGGGGUCUGGCUGAUGGCUCGUAGGCUGGCCGGCACAAUCCAUCUGCUAGCAACGCUAACGUAAAAAGGAAAAACUUGGCACUUUCUGAAAGAUGUAUUAUUAUUUUUUCUGACAUUUGUUUUGGGGGGGGGGGGGAGUGGAGCGCCAUCCACCUCUAUCAGUCUAUCAGUUCAGAUGUAGUUUAGCUUGUGUUGAGUUUUCUGUUUUGUUUUUUUUGUGAGGUAACAAGGUUUUGCGGCCUGGGGUUACACUGACAAAGUAUGCCAGUGAGGGCCUCGGAACAGGGUCGUUGGGGGUGGGUACAUGAAAGGAGUGUGAUGGGCUGGGGUUUUGUGGGACGGGGGUGGUUGAGGGAACGGGUCAGGGAUGGACAACGCCGGCUGAAAGGACAAAACUACCCGGGUGUUCCUCUAGCUUUCUCCUGUAUUUUGACCAACUAGUUACGUGCGCUGAAUUUUGUAGACCAGAUUGUAUUCUUUGUAAGAGCGAGCGAGCGAGAAGAAACAUGAAUAAAUGGAUAUUUAAUGAAUGAA
This is a messenger RNA of Esox lucius (northern pike), 3528 nucleotides long. It is a transcript of the gene cul4a, whose product is annotated as cullin 4A. Gene Ontology annotation, biological process: DNA damage response; protein ubiquitination; ubiquitin-dependent protein catabolic process. Gene Ontology annotation, cellular component: Cul4A-RING E3 ubiquitin ligase complex. The coding region runs from base 510 to 2783 and encodes 757 amino acids. The transcript has 20 exons. The record is from RefSeq and is a predicted model, not a curated record. Lineage: Eukaryota; Metazoa; Chordata; Actinopteri; Esociformes; Esocidae. Gene Ontology annotation, molecular function: ubiquitin protein ligase binding.